Trifolium pratense (red clover) is the source of this 1246-nucleotide messenger RNA. RefSeq names its product triacylglycerol lipase 2-like. Gene Ontology annotation, biological process: lipid metabolic process. NCBI's taxonomy places the organism in Eukaryota, Viridiplantae, Streptophyta, Magnoliopsida, Fabales, Fabaceae. Gene Ontology annotation, molecular function: hydrolase activity, acting on ester bonds. The transcript is spliced from 9 exons. Bases 1 to 1242 code for a protein of 413 amino acids. The record is from RefSeq and is a predicted model, not a curated record.
AUGGCUUUCCUGGGUUUGAUGACAAAUUUUGCUGCUUUGACCUUUUGUGUCUUAGUCUUAGUAACUCAUAAUUAUCAAGCCCAGGCUUCGACUCUUGUUGGUAAGAAAAAUAUUCAAUCUUCUUCAAACGGUUUAUGUGCUUCUUCCGUCACUAUCCAUGGCUACAAAUGCCAAGAAUAUGAAGUUACAACUGGAGCUGGAUAUAUUCUUAGUGUUCAAAGGAUUCCAGAAGGUCGAUCUCAAGUUAGUGGCAAUGUUACUAAGAAGGAACCAGUGGUUGUACAACAUGGGGUUUUAGUGGAUGGAUCAACAUGGUUUAUGAACAGUCCAGAGCAAAACCUGCCUAUGAUUCUUGCUGAUAAUGGCUUUGAUGUGUGGGUUGUUAAUACAAGAGGAACCAAAUUUAGCCGCAAACACACUUCCCUAGACACCUCGAACGAGGGAUAUUGGGCUUGGUCUUGGGAUGAAUUGGUUACUGAUGAAAUGCCAGCUAUUUUUGAUUUUGUCUCCAAAAAUACAGGGGGACAGAAAAUAAAUUAUGUUGGCCAUUCUUUGGGGACUUUGGUAGCUUUGGCAUCAAUGGCAGAGGGUAGAUGGACAAAAGAUAAUGUGAAGUCAGUAGCAUUGUUGAGUCCUAUUGCCUAUUUGACUAGAAUGACAACUCCAAUAGGAGCUAUUGCUGCAAGAACCUUACUCGCCGAGGGCUAUACUUUUCUGGGCAUUCCUGAAUUUGAUCUCAAAGCGUAUCCUAUUCUUGAAUUCUUUAAGGGUGUUUGUGCUAAUCCUGGAGUAAACUGUGAUGACUUGUUUACCGCAGCAACAGGUGAAAAUUGUUGCUUACAACAAUCAACUUUUAAUCAAUUCAUGGAGGUUGAACCACAAUCAUCUUCAACAAGGAACAUGUUUCAUUUAGCUCAGACCGUUCGAAGUGAUACCUUGACGAAAUUUGACUUUUUUAGACCAGACUUGAACAUGUUGCAUUAUGGACAACUAUUUCCUCCCGAAUACGACCUCACAAAAAUUCCUAAAGACAUUCCAAUUUUCAUGAGCUAUGGUGGUAAAGACGCGCUUUCUGAUGUCGCCGAUGUUAAAAAAUUACUCAGAUAUUUUGAGAACCAUGAUGCAAACAAGCUUAGUGUUCAGUUCAUUGCUAACUAUGCUCAUGCUGAUUACAUGAUGGCUUAUAAUGCCAAAGACUUAGUGUACAACAAUGUUACAUCAUUUUUCAAGCGUCAAUGGUGAUAAU